Messenger RNA from Cygnus olor (mute swan), 10439 nucleotides. RefSeq names its product cyclin dependent kinase like 5 (gene CDKL5). Bases 502 to 3579 code for a protein of 1025 amino acids. The transcript has 19 exons. Gene Ontology annotation, cellular component: dendrite cytoplasm; nucleus. Gene Ontology annotation, molecular function: protein kinase activity; ATP binding. NCBI's taxonomy places the organism in Eukaryota, Metazoa, Chordata, Aves, Anseriformes, Anatidae. Gene Ontology annotation, biological process: regulation of dendrite development; protein phosphorylation; positive regulation of axon extension. The record is from RefSeq and is a predicted model, not a curated record.
GCUCCCCGCUUAGUGCUACAUUUCCUAAUCUUAAAAAGGUCCUUUUAUUUUCUGGAGGAGAUCCACAUCUCACGAGCUCUCUGUAUUUGCCUACGUGUGCGUCAGCACCGUGCUGGUGUUGGAAUAGCAGAAGGUCCAGCGUGCCCUGAGCGUUGCAGGCUCGCCAUGCCUGGUGUGCAGGGCUCUCUUUUUCUCCUCUCCCUUUCAUCUGGACAAUGCUUCCAAGACAGUGGUGAAGAGGGGGCUGCGCUCUGAUGUGAGCCCUGUAGUGGAUAAGCUUGCUGAAGGAUGUUGGAUAUUACUCUGUGCUGGCUUUUACAACAAACUUCACUAUCUGGAAGCUACUGACUGCCUAGAAAUUAGGAAAGCGCGUAAGAAGUCCAGUUGAUCAAGGUGGAUUUUUUUCCAAGAGUCUUUUCACAGUUGCCUUUUUACAAGAUAUUUGGACGCUCCCCAUUGUGCCAUGUUUUGUGGCUCUUACUGUAAGAAGAAUUUGUCUUGAUGAAGAUUCCUAACAUUGGUAAUGUGAUGAAUAAAUUUGAGAUCCUUGGGGUUGUAGGUGAAGGAGCCUAUGGCGUUGUACUUAAAUGCAGACACAAGGAGACACAUGAAAUUGUGGCAAUCAAGAAAUUCAAAGACAGUGAAGAAAAUGAAGAAGUCAAAGAAACCACUUUACGAGAGCUUAAAAUGCUUCGCACUUUGAAACAGGAGAACAUAGUGGAGCUGAAGGAAGCCUUCAGAAGAAGAGGAAAAUUAUACCUAGUAUUUGAAUAUGUGGAAAAAAAUAUGCUUGAAUUGCUAGAAGAAAUGCCAAAUGGAGUUCCACCAGAAAAAGUGAAAAGCUAUAUCUACCAGCUAAUUAAAGCAAUUCAUUGGUGUCAUAAGAAUGAUAUUGUUCAUAGAGAUAUCAAACCAGAGAAUCUCUUAAUAAGUCACAAUGAUGUUCUGAAGUUGUGUGACUUUGGCUUUGCUCGUAACCUCUCUGAAGGAAGCAAUGCUAACUAUACAGAAUACGUGGCUACCAGAUGGUACCGCUCACCUGAACUGUUGCUUGGAGCCCCAUAUGGAAAGGCUGUGGAUAUGUGGUCUGUGGGCUGUAUCCUGGGCGAGCUGAGUGACGGACAACCCUUGUUCCCUGGGGAGAGCGAGAUUGACCAGCUCUUUACCAUUCAGAAGGUGCUAGGCCCACUGCCAGCCGAGCAGAUGAAGCUCUUCUACAGCAACCCACGCUUCCAUGGCUUGCGGUUUCCUGCAGUCAAUCAUCCACAGUCUUUAGAGAGAAGAUACUUGGGAAUUUUAAGUGGUGUAUUGCUUGAUCUUAUGAAGAACUUACUGAAGUUAGAUCCAGCAGACAGAUACUUGACAGAACAAUGUUUGAACCAUCCUUCGUUUCAAACACAAAGACUCUUGGAUCGCUGUGGAAGCUCACCUUCACGGUCAGCUAAGAGAAAACCUUACCACGUAGACAGCAACACGUUAUCUAACAGAAAUCAAGCCAGCAAAAGUUCUGCUUUGCAGUCACACCACAGAUCAAACAGCAAGGACAUACAGACACUAGGGGUUGGCGGCCCAAGAGAAGAGGGUCUUCCAGCAAAUGAAAGCUUUUUAAAUGGAAACCUUUCUGGAGCUGCACAUAGCCCAAUGCAUACAAAGAAGUCAAGCAACCAGUCUGGAUCUGGUAACAAAGAUCUAGCCAAUAAUAACAUGCCACAUCUUCUUAGCCCAAAGGAAACAAAGGCCAAAACAGAAUUUGAUUUUAACGUGGACCCCAAAAGUUCUGAUGGUCCAGGCACAAAGUACCUGAAGUCUAACACCAGAUCUCAGCAGAACCGGCACUCGUUUAUGGAAACUUCUCAAAGCAAAACUGGGACACUGCAACCCAGUGAUAAGCAUAGUCGCCACAGCUACAUUGAUACUAUUCCACAGUCUUCUAAGAGUCCUUCAUAUCGGACAAAGUCAAAGAGCCACGGGGUUCUGACAGACUCAAAAUCCGUGGGCAACCUGUCUGAGGCCAGGGCUCAGGCUGCAGAACCAAACAGCAGUCGCUAUUUUCCAUCCAGCUGCAUGGACUUGAAUUCUCCCACCAGUCCGACCGCUCCCCGACACGGUGAUAACAGAACUUUGCUCAGCCCAUCUGCUAGGAAUAACCGCAGCGAGGGUACCCUGGACACCCGAAGACCAUCGACCAGGCACUCCAAAACAAUGGAGGAGUUAAAACUGCCAGAUCACAUGGAUGGAAGCCAUUCCCACUCACUGUCUGCUCCACAUGAAUCUUUUUCCUAUGGUCUAGGUUAUACCAGUCCUUUUUCUUCGCAGCAGCGCCCUCAUAGACACUCGAUGUAUGUGAGCCGGGACAGAGUGAGGUCAAAGGGCUCAGAGGGUGGCUUAAACAUAGGGCAAGGGAUGGCAGCCAGAGCAAACAGCCUGCAACUGUUAUCUCCACAGGUGCAGCAUAAGUCACUCACAAGGUCUGUUGGCUCCUCACGAGAAGACUGUACAGAAGAUACUAAUAGGCAGAGUGACCAGAUUCCAUCAGAAACAAAUUUAACAAGACCUCCAGUAAAAGAUUCCUCCAGAGAUGUUACAGCUGCAUUUCAUUCACGGCGAAAAUCUGAGGGUGGAGCAUAUCAUGAUCCACACACAGAAGAUGGAGCAUCUACUAAAGAAAAUAGAAUUCUGUAUAAUGACCCUGUUCCAAGAAGAGUUGGCAGCUUUUACAGAGUUCCAUCUCCACGUCCAGAGAGUACAUACAUAGAAAACAAUGUGUCAAACAGAGCCUCUGUAUUACCAGCAGACAGCAGCACGGUGGCAAACCACUCAAAGAGACAAACCACCUUUGAUACCUGGAAAAGUCCUGAAAAUCUUAACAGUCACUCUGAACAGCUCAAGGAGAAAGAAAAGCAAGGGUUUUUCAGGGCAAUAAAAAAGAAAAAGAAGAAAUCUCAAACUACAAACUCAACCAACGGGGAGAAUCCAAGCAUCAAGAAAUCCCUCUUCCCUCUUUUUAAUUCAAAGAAUAAUUUAAAGCAUAGUUCUUCUUUGAAAAAGCUUCCUGUAGUCACUCUACCCAUGAUGCCUAGCACUGAUGGUCAGGAUCUCUUGGCAUUACAGAAAGCCAUUCAUUCUACUAAUCACCAGAGCAGCAGGCAGAAGGAUUGGCAUCCUGAGAAGAUGACAGAAAUCCAGCCUCAUAGCCAGCCAUUAAAAUCUCUUCGCAAGCUGUUACACCUCUCCUCUUCAAACCAUCCUGUCCCUGCCGAGCCUCGCUUCCAGCCCCUACCAAGCCAGCCGGCCAAAGCUGCUUUUUCUGAAGUGCGAAUUCACCCCAUGAGUCAAAGCUCCAGCAGCGGCAGCAGCAACGCGCGGCAAGAGCCGCAGGCAAAGGCCAGGCCAACGCUGCAGAUCCCGAGCCAGCUGGAGCCCACCUGGCACGUCUCCCCCGUCAACAGGAGCGCGAGCGACGGGCCUCCCUACUCCGACCAGCCGCCCUCCAAGAGUGGGCAGAACGGGCACGCGUAUAACCGAACAAACCGGUCACGGAUGCCAAAUCUGAACGACCUGAAAGAGACAGCCUUGUAAUUGCACUCCAGGCAGUAGGCCAGCUCGCACGGAGGUCAGCGUAGGGGAGUGGUGGUGGUUCUGGUGAUGGUAAGACUGUAUUUUCAGCUUUAUAAAGGUGUGCAAUAUGUACAUGUGGAGCUAUGUUGUUUGGCACCACAGCGAGAGUCAGGGAUUAUACAGUAAACCAAGUCGAGUUAUGAAUUACUAGUCAUCAGAAAUGUCACUGGACGAUAGGCAGAGUGUGCCAUUCAGGGAGAAAAAUGUAUUGCCAUUUUCUCUCAUUUACAUUCCAGCUUAGAGCACAUCUCUGUCAGAAAGCUGGGAGACUUCUGGUAUGUAUUGGCACUUAUAAGGGUGAAAACAUUCAUGUCUAGACCUAUGCCCUUACUACAUUUUUUGCUGCCUAGUUAAAACAGUGGGGUUUAUGUGAUAAAAGUGUAUCCCCGUUAAGGGUUUAAAGUUAAAUUGUAUGUCUUAAAUUUGUUUUUUAAACUUCCAUAUUUGAUAGGAUUUGUAAUAUUUAUUUAUGAUGACCUAAUAUCGUACUGUUAUAAUCAUAUCUUUUAUGUUAUAAUGUAAAGUUAUUUUGAGCUGUUUGAAACAUUGUGAAGCAGUGCAACAGCUACAGUAGUUUCUAUAAAAAACUAAUAGUAACAUUUAUAUAUUGCAUCAGGAGUAUUUUAUUCUAUAUAUAAAUAUAUAUAUAUAAAUGGAAAAUAACUGUCUGUUUUUUAAAUAUACUCAUUUAAAAGAAAAGUAUUGUUAUGACACUAUCUGCCAUAUUUUUAUACAUUUGUGAUAUAAAGUGCAGUAUUAUACUUCUAAUAAAAGGAAGUUGAAUGUGGAUAUAAAUGUGACUGUAACAGUAUGAAUCUUGCUCAGCUAUGAGAGCCCAAUAUUAUAGGAAUUACUGAUAACAAACAAAAGACAACAUUCAAUUCCAAGCUUUAUUAUGGGCUAUUUUGUUGGAAGUAUUGGCUAAAUGUAAGAGACUGCAGAACUGUACAGUAAUCUAAAUGUGGUAUGGUCUCCCCUGCGUCCUUAGAUUUCCUAAUAAUAAUCAUAGGAUUUCUGCAUCUACAUCGAGAGAUUAGAGCCCCAGAACCAUUUUUUUUUCCUCUAAAGAGAUAAAGUGCCCCAUGACUACAAGCUAAAGCAGGUGCUCUUCCACUUAAUAGUAGGGGUGAAAACCAAAGAAACAUAGCAUGAAUUGCAAGUGAAAUGCCAAACUUUGACACUUAAUGCAUAGCAUGGCACUGCAGAUCAUGGUGUAAGCUUUUAUGCAUAUGUGUAUUUUACAUCUUGUUUUAGCAAUCUAUUAAGAUAAACACUGUAUUUAAAUUAAAAGUACUCUUGCACUUUUUCUUAUAUUUCAGGAUGUAUUUAAAACUACAAAUCUGAUAUUUGGAUAUUGAGGGAGAAGGUUGCCGUGCAGCUUAAUUUCUCCUUAGAUCUUACUGUCCCAAUAUUUCCAUACACGGUUCAGUGACCAGUCUCAGCAAAAUACUAGAUCUUGGGUUCCAGUCUCCUGUACAACAUUGUUAAAACUGCCUUUACGUUGGUGAAUGUCAAGUAUAGCAAAUAUAUAACCUGAUUCCUCUGUUGCUACCAGUAAAAUAAAUGGAAGGUGAGUUGGUAGGAGUCAAAAGAGUUAUGCCAGUCUAAACUUUGUGCAAUAAGAGGAGAGUCAGGCCUGUAGUGUCAGAACAAUACAAUCUUUCCUUUUCAAACACGUUCAUUCAACUCCCUCAUUACUCUGCAGCAUAGUUCAUUUUCUAUAUGGUGUCAUCAGAAGACACUUGUACCUGCAAAUAUGUUGUCUGUUCCGAGAAGAGAUUAACCUGAAUGUAAAAUUGAUGACUUAGCCAUAGAUAAGUUAACAGAAGUAGCCAGACAGUAAGAGCUGAACUUCCUACUUUGAAAACAAUGCAAACUGGACGUGACGUUCGGUACCUCUUGAAUCAUACCAAAGUUCUAACAAUGACACAUUUGGCACAAACACUUUGAAAAUCUUUGUCAAGUACAAUAUGAAAGGACGUUACAGCAGGUUUGUCCAGGGCAAAAAUUAAGCCUGGUAAAUUUGAAAAACUAUAAAAUAAAAAUUCUUUGUCAAUUGCCUGCAAGAAAUGUUCGUAUAAUUUUCUAUAGAUAUAUAUGGUUUAUAGUAUAUUUAUAUAUGCUAUAACAUAUAGAGUAUUUAUAUAGCAUAUAUAAAUACAGUAGACAUGAAAGGAUACUCAGUUUUUGAUAAGUUCAGUGGGCAUCCAGGAAGGAUAUUGUGAUUUUUACUAGUCCUUACUAUCAGAGUUUAGCAGUAUAGUUUAAAAAUCUCUCUUCUAUUCACCAGUUCAUCAAAACUAGACUACUCCCGUUCUCUGCUUUGAAAUGGGUUGAUGCCACUGAAAUCCCUCACAAAAGCAUUGCCUGGGAGUGGGGCUCUAAGCAGUACUAUGUGAAUGUCUCCGAGUGAGCAUUCAGACUAGACUCUUCUGUACUUUAUGGAUAUAUUUCCUUUUGCCUCUACAAGAUUUGUAUCUUGAUAGUAAGAGCUUCCUGCUGGAGAUGAUGCUACUGGGCUAUAUGUGGCUAUUCUGGUUUCUAGCAAGGAAAAAUGUUUCCCAAGGUUUUUCUUUGUUUGUUUGUUUCCCUCAGUAUGCAUUAAGUUAAAUCAGGGUAAUCUCUGACUGUACAUAUAGCUAUUUAAAGUAGUUAGCAAAGCUUCAAGAGUGACCUAAGGAAUGUUCAAGUAUUUAUUUGGUGGCCCGUAUUUACAGAAAGUUGUUUCUACUUCAUACUGCAUUUCAUCUCAACUUCAACGAACAGUAACAGAUUUAAGUUGAAAACUAAAUUGUGUUGAAUGUAUGUAGUAUUUUCUUCCUUCUGUUAGAAAGAACUUCCAGCAGCUCAGACAGCUGGUGCUGGGAUAGAUUGUGUAUUUUUAACCUGGUCUAACUUCCGAAUAUUUAAAAUAUUGCUAAUGUAAUUUUGCUGAGGCUUCCAAAGGAGUCUUAUUAUAUGGCAGAGAUUUGCUGUCUCAAUAAAGGAGAAGAUAAUUACAGAGCAAACAAUUUUCUAAGUGUGAGCUUUCCUCUUCACUGGUCUUUGAGUCUCGUGCUACAUGUUCUAUAGAUUUACUUACUAUAAAGUAUCUUAUUUAAACAGCAUUUUAUUCUUUGGCAAGCUGCUUUGCCUUAUUAUGGCAUCAUUAAUGAUGUGAAAAGUAAAGAAACUAAGUUUCAGAAAUCGGUUAGUCAUUUUGCAGAACUCAAGCUGCCUAAACCUGUAGAUAUGUUUUUACUAUAGCUCUUGAGCUCUUGUUAAUUGACAAAGAAGCACCUUAAGCUCAUCUUAAUUGAAACUGUGUGAAGCUAUGUGGUUAAGCUGCCCUUUUAAACUGCCAUGAAAAUGCAUUAACCUGAAACAACACGUGGGUUUUUUACCAGACCUGACCACAGAGAACAGUCCCUUAGGGCUAUUUAACAUGUUUUGCUCUGUUAUCACAGUCCAAGAUCCCUUGUUCCUCCGAGAGGUCACCAGCACUGAGCACCAGGACAAGUUCUCGGCAGGAAGUCAGCAGUCCCAGGUUCGAUCCAGUCUUUCUAAAAAGUUCCCCAUCCCACAGGGCUUGGGACUUGUACCAAGCUUUCAUUUCUGAUACCAAGUCAGACCCACCUCAAUGUACCCAUAUAUGUACAGAUAGUUGCUCUCUUAGAUCAAUAUGAAAGCAGGCCUCAAACUUCCAAACUUAACACACACCCUCAGAUCAUCUUCAGGCUUGUCGCCUUUCUCUCUGCUGGACCAGCUUGUUUGGGGAGCAGAGCUGGAGUGAUUCUUCAAGCAGCAGUGUCCUGCGAUAGGCUUGUGGACGCCGCUGGUCAUUGCAGUUGGGUCUUCUGAAGGAUGAAUGUUCAUAAUAUAAAAAGCCAUGUACCAACCUUUGAUUUUUCUUCAAAAGCCUCUAUAACUUAGUUGAGUAGACUACCGUGUUCACCCAGAAAAAGCUAUGUGUUUUUUAACAGUUCAGUGCUGUAAUUCCUUGUAGCAAAGGGAACUCUGAAAGCAGUGCUGUCAUCUAUUUAGCUAAGACAAAAAACAGCUGCUUUCGAGGGGAGCCAUGAGCUAGAAGUGUUCAGGGUUUUUAUUCUUUUGUUGUUGUUGUUGUCUUAAAACAAUUUGGUAGCGAGACAUGCUUCAGAAAUACCUACAUGUAAUUAAUUCUGUAUAUGCUGAACACUGUCAGAGACUGGGAGAAUAUUUGAAUCUCAGUCACACAAAGAGUUUUAAAAGGAUAGCCAUAUAUAAUAUACUGCAAAAUGUGGGGUGGCAAUGAAUGUUUCUUUUUUCCAUUCCAGCUAGCAUGAACAAUACAUUUAUUAGUGGGAUUUUAUCCUCAGUCACACAUCUGGGCUGUUCAUGUACGUAGGCCCACCAUUUGGAAUAGCAUAGGAGUGUCACAGAAGAUGCUUGGAAAGGUGAAGUGCCCUAUUAAAUCAUUUUAAAUGACCUUUAAAUCAGGACACUGUAUAAGAACGGGUGCCUUUCCCCAAACAGUUCUCUCUAAUGGUGUCGUGAUAUUAACCAUUCAUUAGCUGGGUUUGUAGUGAAUGAGGAGAAAAGCCAUUUAACUUUCUGGCCUUUGUUAAAAAGGGAGCAAUUUGAGUAAACCCUUUUAAUAUAACACAGCUUGGAAGUUCUAGAUGUCGGCUCCUUUCUCAGAGUCAAACAGCACCAGUGCAUCAUUGCUUCGGGCUCAUCAGGCUACUGAAUGCUUGUAGACAUUGCUUGGUUCAGAUGUUGUAAUGAAACUGAAGAUCCCCCACUCUGCAAUCGUGAAGCAAAGUUCAUGAUAGUUAAGCAAAGCAAAUUUUACAGGCGAUCCUCUUAAUCUGAAGAGAAAACCUGUUGUAGAUAGCCUGUUGUCUCAGCAGUCUUUCUUAAUAGCUACUGCGUGAGGCAGGAUAGAUUAGGUUUGAAGUUCACUUGCUCUAAGUUGUGCUCGGAUGCUUAUUUGUUACCAGGAAUAUCAUUGCAUACAGUCAACUGAUUGGAGCAAAAGGUGACUUUUUUUCCAAACUAACUGGAAGAUGCACAGAAAGUGAGAGGAUGAGCCCUCCAUACUUUAAUGCUGUUGUUCCAGCAGCUCAGAUUGCUUCUCAGGCUCUUUUAGAAUAUAACCCAAAAUAUGUCGCCAGGUAAAUGUGUCUCUUAAAACGUGGCUCAAGGGUCUGAACUUGGAAUUUAUGACUAAGGCUAAGAGUGACUCUACACAUCUCUUGUCUUCUCUACCAGUCAAUCUACCUCCUCUCUCUUGCAGAAUGUGGUCGAGGUUUGGUUUGUUUGUUCCGAGUUUAUUAUUGACUCCAAAUUUUGAACAGAUGUAUAAAAAGAUUCUUCCUCUAGGCACUGUUAGCAGCCAAGUAAUAAAAUUUUGAUGGACCUUCAUCUGAUACACUUCUAAAACCUCCAAGCCAUCUUAGCUCUCCUUCUAGAAUCCUAACGCCAUCCUUUGCACUGCUUUGCAGUCUUCCCUUGCUCUUCCCCAUGUGGUUCUCGAAUAAUGCAGUUGCCUUGUUCUUUGUUCUUUCUCUAGUGCAGAUUAUCAGGGAGUUAGAGGCCUUAUCUACUACUCCACCCUAUUUGCUGUUUUAUUCAAACAGCUAUCCUUAGACUUGCUCAGGAGUUUCUUCAUUUUUAUUUUUCAUUUCAUCUGGGUGAGAUACCGUACCUCAUCGUGCCCCCACCAAAACACAUUGCCUACCCGGCUUUCUGUUCCACCAGGUCUCUGUUUUACAGGGCAUUGCUUCUCUGGGUCCAUUGCGAGAAAUGCAAGGUGGCAUCUUAACUGUACAGGCGUAUAAAUGCUUUGUGAAGUAACUGCUUUCGUAGAGCUUUCCAUUAGCAAAGUUAAAGCAUGUUCAUAGCGCAAGAUGGAAGAUGUUAUUCAAGUUUCCUAUAGCAUAUGAACCUCUUGGUGUAAACUCUUGACUUGUAAAUCCAAUGGCAGAGCUUUUAACUGUUUAGUAAGGCAAAACUCUAGGUGUAGCUAACUGUCUCGGCUUUCCUUUUCUUCUUACUUUUUUUUUUUUUUUGGCUAGUGCACAUCUUAGACUCAUACUACUGAAGGAUAUGUGUAAUCUAAAGGAGUAACAUCUAUAUGCAUUUGGUUUAUAUGGAACAAUAAGCUAAAAUUUUCCAUGAAACCAUAAUUUGUUGGAAAUUCUAUGCAGGCAUUUUUAAAUCUGGUUAAUCUGUUAAGGACUUCCAGGACUGCUUAGAUCUCCACUGUGAAAAUCUUGAACUCUGAAUUUAUUUAAUUGGGGAGAAAGAAGGAAGAACUAGGUUAAGAAAAAAUGGGAUCUUUUUUCACAAUCUGCUAAUACAGACUAUUCGAAAAAUACCAGACUGGGGAGGUUGCUUUCAAAAAUUCCAAAUUUAUGGAUAAGAUUCCCCAAUGUUUUUAACAACUAUUAGAAAUCUAAAGCGCACAAACUUUUAAAUCUGUCAUGCUUUCUGUUGUGGAAGGAACGUGGUGUGGUGUUAAUCCUUUUAAUCCUGGAAUACAAAUUGAUUUUAAAAUGUGUUGAAUAUUUAAGGAUGACUUCAUGCAAGUUAAUAAACCAUUUGUAAAGUGUUUGUAUUACAACCCUUUGUAUCAUGUUGUUGGUACACCUUACCAAAUUUUUUUUGGGCAUGUAUUCCAUUCUUAACUUCUGUACAAUUUCUAUCGUUGCUGUAAAUAUUCUAAAAGAGAAAAAAAGAAAAACUGUGGUAACCUUAAUUAUCAGCAUGGAAAUGGUUAAUUUUUACUGAGCACAAUGUAUUUUUGAAUGGGCCUUCCAAAAUAUGUCUUUAAUAAAAAUGCAGAUUUUGCACUAGAA